This is a messenger RNA of Colletotrichum lupini, 579 nucleotides long. RefSeq lists its product as uncharacterized. Bases 1 to 579 code for a protein of 192 amino acids. The transcript has a single exon. Lineage: Eukaryota; Fungi; Ascomycota; Sordariomycetes; Glomerellales; Glomerellaceae. The record is from RefSeq and is a predicted model, not a curated record.
AUGCCGUUUCCGAAGCACCCGGUGGAGACAUUUGCGUGUAUCUGGAGACACUGUGGAGUCAACAGAUCUCGGUUCGACAAGUCCUUGAACAGUCCCAUCCUUGCACAGCAAGCCUGGCAAGGAGUCAACGUGAACCGUCGCCCCGUUCGCCAGUUCUGGAACCCCAAGGUUGCCCCAGUUGCCAGUCUCGGCAGACACAAGACAGAAUCCACUCUCGAUCUCAUCGUUGACCUGACGUCACAACGACUCAGCCAACCCCCUUCUGCCUUGCAGGCCUUGCAGAACCGCUGCCCGCGCCCCGCGAGCAAUCAGAAAACCUCUGCCCGCGUGUAUCGACCAAGGGGUGCACCGAGAGAAACGCACUCACGCGCACUCGACAGCAACACCGAACACCGUCCCUCCUCACACCUCACUUUCUCUCUCAACCGCCGCCCAGACUCUCUGAAGCAAGCAAGCAAGCAGGUCGGUCGAUCGAUCCUCAGGUGGGUUGCCGGCUCUCCAUUCCUUUACAGCUGGCGGUCCUGGCCUCGCUUCCCUUCCCUCCCCUUUCCCCUCUCUUUGAAAGCAAGGCCUAGCUGA